This is a messenger RNA of Mangifera indica (mango), 2438 nucleotides long. RefSeq names its product KH domain-containing protein At4g18375-like. Gene Ontology annotation, cellular component: cytoplasm; nucleus. NCBI's taxonomy places the organism in Eukaryota, Viridiplantae, Streptophyta, Magnoliopsida, Sapindales, Anacardiaceae. The record is from RefSeq and is a predicted model, not a curated record. Gene Ontology annotation, biological process: regulation of gene expression. The coding region runs from base 145 to 2019 and encodes 624 amino acids. Gene Ontology annotation, molecular function: mRNA binding. The transcript has 8 exons.
CGCAUGGCAAACAUCCGGUUACAAAUUGCUCUCCGUUGUGAACAAACUUCCCUCUGCUCCAUUCUCUCUCCUUCCUUAGGGUUUUUCUGUUCUUAUUCACUCUGACAGGAAGUGAUUUGUAUUGAAUUAAUAGAAUAAAUAGUAAUGGGUGAGAGCGGGAAGCGAUAUCGUCCCCGGAGAGAUUAUGAUGAGGAUGGUAAGAAUCAGAGGAGACGCCCAAAUGAUAAAGAUGAAAAGGGUAGUGAUGAUUUGGUUGUCUAUAGAAUACUUUGCCCAGAUGUUGUCAUUGGAAGCGUUAUUGGUAAAAGUGGUAAAGUUAUAAAUUCAAUAAGGCAAGAAACAAAGGCAAGGGUCAAGGUUGUGGACCCGUUUCAGGGUGCUAAGGAUAGGGUGAUACUAAUUUAUUGCCAUGUUAAGGAUAAGGAAGAUGUUGAAGUUGAUGAUGAGUUCAAUGAUAAACAGCCUUUGUGUUCUGCCCAAGAUGCUCUUCUCAGAGUUCAUGCUGCAAUUGCUAAUGCACUGGCUAAUGCCCCUGAUAAUGAUAAGAAAAGGAAAGAUACGGAGGAAUGUCGAAUACUUGUUCCAUCUAGCCAGUCAGCCAAUAUCAUUGGGAAGGCAGGGAUGACAAUAAAGAAAUUGAGGAGUAAAACAAGGACCAGCAUUAAAGUUACUGCCAAGGAUGCUACUGACCCGUCUCAUUCAUGCGCCAUGGAUUUUGACAAUUUUGUCCUGAUAAGUGGUGAAUCAGAAGCAGUGAAGAAAGCAUUAUUUGCAGUUUCUGCAAUCAUGUACAAGUUUUCUCCCAGGGAAGAGAUUCCUCUUGAGACAACCGUGGCAGAAGCCCCUCCAAGCAUUAUUAUUCCUUCAGAUGUCCCUAUUUAUCCACCAGGUGGAUUGUAUCCAAAUGCAGAGCCUAUCCUCCCUGCUAGAUCCGUACCUUCUAUCUUAGGUAGUACACAUGUACCAGAUCUUCAGGGUUAUGCUGAUUCUGGGAAUACAUGGCCUGUAUAUUCAGCGACCCUUCCUGUAAUUUCUGGUCUUGGUGGUGCUUCUCGAUCUGAGGAGUUAGUCAUAAGAGUCUUGUGUCCCUUUAACAAGAUUGGCCGCGUUAUUGGGAAGGGAGGAGGUACCAUUAAAAGUAUAAGGCAGGGUAGUGGGGCUCAAAUUGAGGUUGAUGACACUAAGGACAAUCGUGAUGAAUGUAUCAUUACAGUCACUGCAGUUGAGUCACCCGAUGAUUUAAAAUCCAUGGCUGUUGAAGCUGUUCUCCUGCUGCAAGCAAAAAUAAAUGAUGAAGAUGAUGAUACUGUUACUAUCCGACUCCUUGUUUCUUCAAAAGUUAUUGGCUGUAUAAUUGGAAAGAGUGGUUCAAUUAUAAAUGAAAUCCGGAAGAGGACCAGAGCUGAUGUCCGUAUUUCUAAAGGGGAAAAACCUAAAUGUGCUGAGGUCAACGAUGAGCUUGUAGAGGUGGUUGGAGAAGUUAGUAGUGUGAGAGAUGCUCUUGUUCAGAUUGUUUUAAGACUUCGGGAUGAUGUCUUGAAAGAUAGGGAUGCUGCCCACAACCCUUCUCUUGGCUCUGAUUCUAUGUACUCAGGUGGCACGGGGCUUUCUGUGCCACCCCUUUUGUCAUCUGUUCCCCCAGUCACUCAGUUGGGUUAUGAUCAGAGGGCUGACACUGGAAGCGGCCUAGGCAUGAUUUCCUCUAGCAGCCUCUAUGGAUAUGGAUCAUUGCCGAUUGGUGACAGUACAUACAGAUCUAUGUCCUCGUUUUCAUCCAAGCUUUAUGGAGGGGUGCCUCCUACCUCAGCUCUUGAGAUAUUGGUCCCUGCUAAUGCAGUCGGUAAAGUGAUGGGCAAAGGAGGGGCCAAUUUAGCCAACAUUCGGAAGAUAUCAGGAGCAAUGAUAGAAAUUUCUGAUUCCAAAACUUCCCGCGGUGAUCGUGUUGCUCUAAUUUCUGGUACUCCUGAGCAGAAACGUUCAGCUGAAAACUUGAUUCAGGCAUUUGUAAUGGCCACAUGAGUUUUGAAGAAACUUGUUAUCUGAAGGUGAAUAGUUAGAAGGUUGGAAUUCUCCGUAAAAUUUAUUUGCACCCAUAGUUCCCUUAGGUUUGAUCUGGGGAGGACUUCAUAUUCUAGGCUACUUCAACUGGAUUCCUGUUUCUUCCAUAAGAGUGCCUAUCAACAUCAUGCUGGAGGAUUUGCUGCUGGUUUAAUAUAUCCAUGGGAGUUAGGUUCCUUCUCUGUUGCUUAAUCUAUUCUUCCCAUGCGGAAUCAUAGAACUUUUUAGGAUCUUUCUAUCCUUGCUUAAUAAUAAGUCAUUAUCUUUGAGUAGUUGGGAGACCAUCAUAUUUCCAGUAUUGUUAUGCUCAGUAAAUUUGAUGUGUUCUCAAGGAAAUGUUUUCUUACCCUUAAUGUCAAACUCAUUAAAUUUGUGUGCUA